Capra hircus (goat) is the source of this 1626-nucleotide messenger RNA. RefSeq names its product coiled-coil domain containing 166 (gene CCDC166). The coding region runs from base 151 to 1521 and encodes 456 amino acids. The record is from RefSeq and is a predicted model, not a curated record. Lineage: Eukaryota; Metazoa; Chordata; Mammalia; Artiodactyla; Bovidae. The transcript has 2 exons.
GCGACAAUACCCUGACCCCUGAUGACCCCAAACUCCUGAUUCUGCCUCCCGCAGCUUCGUGACGCUGAGACGCGUCCAACCUCGCCAGAACAUUCGGGCUUGGGGUAGGGGCAGGGCUGAGUUAGAGGAGCGGGGUGGGGGCCCCGACUCAUGGCGCCCAAGAAGAAGCGCGGGCAGGGCGCCGGGCGCCGGGGGGGCGCGGCGGGAGAGGGCGCCGAGCCACCGCUGUCGGAGCGCGCUCAGUACCUGCAGCGUGAGCACAAGCUGCUCUCUGAGGAACUGGACGCCUGUAAGCAGCGCGUCGACCAAGUGCUGCAGGAGAACGACUUCCUGGACAGCGAGGCGCCGCGCCUGCGCGAGGAGAACCGGCUCUACGCGAGCUACGUGAGCUCGCGCGCGCAGCGCAGCGCCAACGCCAUCGUUAGGCUGGAAGAGCAGAACCGCGUGAACCUUUCGCAGAUCCACUGGGAGCGCGCAGAGCUGGCGUCGAUCUACCGCGGGCGUGAGGACGGGGUGCGCGCGCAGCUGCUGGAGAUGGAGGCGCGCGCGGCGCGGAUGGCGCAGCAGGUGCAGGAGCUGCAGCCCUACAAGGAGCUGCAGCUGGAGCAGCUGGCCCGGAUCCGGGCGCUGGAGCGCGAGCUGCUGCAUAUGCGUGUGGAGCACACGCAGCUGCUCCACCGCGUGAAGCGGCGCUUCCUGGAGGACAAGGCAGCGUUUGAGCGCGAGGCGCGCCAGCGCGUGCAGUCGCUAGCGCGGCGCGCGGAGCGGGAGGCGGCGCGCGCGCUGUUGGCACACACCCAGGCCAUCAGAGUGGACAAUGGUCGCCUGCGGCAGGAGCUGCUGCGGCUGCUCCGCCGGGCCCAGGUGCUGCAGGACACACGGCGCCAGUUGCUGGAGCAGCGCGAGCAGCUGCGGCGCGAGCAUGAGGACACGCGCGACCUGGCGCGCGUGCACGGCUGGCUGCGCCGAGGCCCCGAGGGCCCGCCGCUGUGGGAACCAUCGCCGGCUGCUUCUGACCCCGAGUCUUUUCCCUCCAAGACCCCGCUGAGCGCGACCUUCCGGGUCCCAUCAGUCUCAGCCUCCCAGAACCCGUCUCAGGUCUUAUGCCGCGCGGAUUCUUGGACCCCGUCCCUGCCCUCGAAGGUCUCAGUUCCCAGGGUCCCGUCACUGGUCCCAUCGCGUGUUGGCUCCAGGGUCCUGUCUCUGGCCCCUUCGAAGGCCAGUUUACGAGUCCCAUCCCACGACCCAUCGCACGUGGGCUCCAGGGUCCAGUCCUUGUCCGUGUCGCGCCCAGGCUCCCGAGUCCCAUCCCUGAUCCCGUACAGCCCGGGCUCCAGGGUCGCGUCCUUGACACCGUCCCGACCGGACUCUCGAUUCUCUUCGCGGUCCUCACUGCGUGCCGCCUCACAGAACACCAUCCUCUCUGGGAAGCUCGUCCCCAGGUCGGGCUCUUAUCCUCUCCCAGUCGAAGGAGACGGCGACCGUUAUGCUGCAGAUGAAGCCGCCUCCGGGAGAGCCUGAACCUACCUUGAGGAAGGCUAGUGAGGCCAGGUGGUGGCGGGGAAAGGGGCUGUCCAGGAGGCGGGUUUGGUGAGUGGAUUAUGAAUAAAGGCGUGACUCCCUCCA